AGAUCGGAAGAGCAGCAGGCAUACAGGACCCGAGCUGAGGCAGCAGCAGCAUCACAGGGAGCUCAGUGCAGGUUGAAGGCCGACUCUCCGCUCCUCUCUCCAGGCUCUCUCAGAUGCUCCGGCGCAGCGGCAGUAUGCGCGGCUUGUUGCCCGCCCUGCUCUCGGUUCUUUUCGCCGGGCUCGCGGCAGCUGCGUCCUCGGAUCUGUUUGAUAAUCAGCUGGGUGACAUCAAUUACUGCAAAAAGCAAUGCCAGCUCACCAUCAAAAACAAAAGCCCCGCUAAAGACUCCAUAAUGAACGCCUGUCACCGUGGCUGUCGCCUGUACUCCAUCUGCCAGUUUGUCAAUGGGGAUGCCGGCUUUAAUACCAGCAAGGAGGAGUGUCAGGGAGCUUGCCAGGAGGCAUACAUCAAGCUGCUGGAGCAAGAGGCCUGCAGUACCGGCUGCUCCAGCCAACCCUCUGAACCUGAGAUCAUGAGGAGGAAGCUGAGGGCCAUGACCCUGCGCCCGAAGCCCCCCUCUGUGAUGGAGGCUAUGUCUAGCUGGUGCAAUGACAUCGUCAGCUCGGCCCAGAGCUUCAUCUCCUCCACCUGGACCUUCUACCUGCAGGCUGACGAUGGCAAGGUUGUGGUUUUCCAGAGCCAGCCAGAGAUGGAGUACUCUAUGCCUGAGCUGCAGGCUCCUCGAUCCAGUGUGGCUGACAAACCCUGGCCCCAGGUCCACUCCCACACCCAAAGACCCCAUGGUGUUAAGGGACGAGGAGAAAAAGGGGCAGGCAAAGCAGCGGUCAAAGGGAAGCAUCCAAUCCAGCACACAGAGGAUGCUGCAGCUGACCAUGACUUCCUGGGCUGCAUGUCAAGACGUUCAGGCCUUCCGCGGUGGAUUUUAGCUGCUUGUCUCUUUCUGUCCAUCAUGGUCAUGUUGUGGCUCAGCUGUGCCAGCCUCGUCACUGCACCGGAGCAGCACAUCAAGACACAGCUCAGUAUCAACGGAGAUAAGGAGUUUAUUGAACAUGUGCACAAGGUCAACCCGUUUCAUCUGAGUUCCAUGAUAGCUGUCAGUGUGAAGCAGUCGGAGGAAAUUCAGGAGGCGGGACCACUUCCAGUCAAAGUUGACCUCAAUAAAACCUGUGUUUAGAGAGAAAGCUACUAUUUCCUGUUACUUCUGGUAAACAUGUGCAAAACAUGUGGCCUGUCAUCAAUUCGCCACUCAGCAGAGUUUUUAAUAAACAUUCAAUAAAAAGCACGGCUCCAUAUCCUGCUAUUCAGAAUGAUCAGUAACAUCUCAUGUCAGUCAGAUGAACAUUUCAGUUUUUCACUGUACAGCCCAGAUUUCUGCAAGUUCAUCUUCAGAUUAUCAUUAAUGAUAUGCUUUGCUCAUUGGCUAGGGAAGAGACUCAGCCUUGUCUCAGAUCUACACAUGAGACGAGCAGAGAGGAUAGAUUACAGCGAAGAGCUCACUGUCAUUUUUAAUGUUGAGUUUAGACAAACGUGAAGAUUCGUGUUAGAUUUAAUUUAUCUUGUUCUUGCAGAGUUGGGAUUAAUUAAAAUGGCUCGCUCAGACUCGAGAGAUGAAAAGAAGUGUGAGAGAGGGGAGAGGAAGAUGAAUGAAAGGUGAGCAAAAUACUUGACAGCGCUGCAGGAAACAAACACAGUAACAAAUACGCAGUUUAUGAUCUGUUUACAUAAUCAACUUUAUGAGCUCUUCAGAAAUAUCGCCUUGGCAAACAGCUCUGAAAUUGAAAAUCCUCUUCUUGACAGCGCUCUCAGGUGAGUAAUCCUCACCAGGGAGACAAAAACCAAAUUAGCGUCUUUAUGUAAUCUAAUUCCUGUGUGUGUUUGGAUAAAUCUGCAACAGCACUCAUUCAUCUGUGGAGAACAAAUUCAAACGACUGCAUCUGGACUUGCGUACUGAAAAUGAGAAAAGCUGAAGCCGUUAUUUAUUUUCUUCUCCAUUUAUUUUGAAUCAUCAACAUAGGUAAUCUGUUAAAAUGUUACUGAAGUGCCAUGGACAUUUGAUGCAUCACACAAGUGUAAAUGCUCUUUAUGUUGAACCAUUACAGCACAGACUUUACAAAAGAACAAUAGAAUCAGUUACUGUAUUAAUAUAACUAUGAUUAUUAUCAUUAUAUCACUUCAAGACUUUGUAGCUGUUACCUGUGCAAUGUGCUUUCUAAUAGCUGACUACUUUGUAUGUCCUAGGAGCACACAUUGAAGGAUAACCCCUGUAAUAAUGUGUAAUACAAAGCUUUGAAUAUAGACCUUUGUUAUUGACCAGAGUUGCACAGUCCUAGACAAGAUAUUUUGUUUUUCUCUCAGUGCUUUUGGUGUCCUGUAAUGCUCUCUUUUAACCCUGGCUAUGUAGACAAUUAACCGUGCAUGCAAGUGGUAUAUCUUUUUUUUACAAAUGAUGGUUUAUUCUAAGCGCUUGCCAUGCCAGUAAUGGCAAUUCUCUACUGUGGACUUGUGUUUUUUUUCUGUUUUUGUGUUCAUAUUUACCUUUAACCUAGAACGUAUAACACUGAUUUAUAGCAAGGACUCUUGAUUAAAAAAGCCAUCUGAUCAAUGUAUGUGCAGCUUCAAGCUGAUGGUUACAGGAUUUCAAACUGUAUUUGCUCCUUUUUACUGUUUAUUUCCAAUGAAAUGAUAUGACAUAAAAUAAAGUGUUUUCAUUGUAAAUAAAAAAAAUAUGCAAGUU
Molecule: messenger RNA, 2696 nt
Organism: Girardinichthys multiradiatus
Lineage: Eukaryota; Metazoa; Chordata; Actinopteri; Cyprinodontiformes; Goodeidae
Gene: tmem59l
Product: transmembrane protein 59-like
Exons: 8
Coding region: 114-1136 (340 amino acids)
Source: RefSeq, a predicted model, not a curated record